This is a messenger RNA of Linum trigynum, 576 nucleotides long. NCBI's taxonomy places the organism in Eukaryota, Viridiplantae, Streptophyta, Magnoliopsida, Malpighiales, Linaceae. The record is from the annotation of a GenBank genome assembly.
AUGGGCAAUAUGCGAUUAAUUUCGCGGCAUUUGUGGCGGAUCCGGAGAAUCCUGGAUCAAAGCCCUGCUUCCCCUCUGCAAUCAAAUCUCCGCUGUCCUACACGCCAAUUCGGGUCGGCAGCAGAGCAAUCAGUCCCGUCGGCGCCGUCGGAAAGGGUUUCAGGCAUCGUGAACGAACUCUCGGGUUUAACUCUUCUGGAAAUUUCGGACCUAACCGAGGUUUUGAGGAAUAAGUUGGAUAUGAAAGAGAUGCCGGUGAUGGCCAUGAUGAUGCCAGGAAUGGGGUUCAGUGGCAUGCCGGGAGCUGGAAGGGCAGCCGGUGUUGGUGCGGCUGCAGGAAAAGGUGAGGAGAAAGCGGAGAAGACGGUGUUUGAUGUGAAGUUGGAUGGGUACGAGGCGGCAGCCAAGAUCAAGGUGAUUAAGGAAGUGAGAGGGUUUACUGAUCUGGGGCUGAAGGAAGCCAAGGAAUUGGUGGAGAAAUCUCCUACGCUGUUGAAGAAAGGAGUAACGAAAGAGGAAGCUGAGAAGAUCAUUGCCAAAAUGAAGGAAGUUGGGGCUAAAGUUAGCAUGGAGUAA